Messenger RNA from Rhipicephalus sanguineus (brown dog tick), 1213 nucleotides. RefSeq names its product PIH1 domain-containing protein 1. NCBI's taxonomy places the organism in Eukaryota, Metazoa, Arthropoda, Arachnida, Ixodida, Ixodidae. The record is from RefSeq and is a predicted model, not a curated record. The transcript has 8 exons. Bases 164 to 1120 code for a protein of 318 amino acids. Gene Ontology annotation, biological process: box C/D snoRNP assembly; rRNA processing. Gene Ontology annotation, cellular component: R2TP complex; ribonucleoprotein complex; cytoplasm.
GAAUGACCAGUGCCUCCUCCACUGGAAUGACCCGUGCCACUGCCCGUGCGUGUGCGUCGUCCGUGUGCCUUUCGAUUGUCCUGCGAAUUCGCUGGAGUGAACGAGUCACCGCUGAUCCCUACUGUGCCGAGUGUUGAUGUGACGCCGUGUGCCGCAUAAAAAAAUGAGCCAGAGAAACUUCCUAGACGUUCCAGAGGACGGCGACGCAUCUUACGAGUCGCUAUUCCGUCAGGCUGAUGAAGAGUUCAGGCAGUUUGUCAAGACCCUGUCCAAUGAACCCGGUGCUCCCAAGCUCAAGUCAAAGUCCAUCAAGCCGUCACCAGGGUUUUGUGUCAAGACCAAAGACUCGUCCAACGGCAACAAGCUCUUCAUUAAUAUCUGCCACACUCCUGAGCUUCCCGAGCCGCAAGACAUCAGCGAUGAGGAGCUCAUGCACAUCCUCGGCUCGGAUGACCCCACCACUUAUCGCGUGCCUCUCAGCUUAGGCCUGCCGCACGAGGAAGUUGACAAGAGUGGUUCGCCAUGCACAGCGUAUGAUGUGAUCAUCAACGAAGCUUUCUUCCGCAAGAUCAGCUCCAACGAACUUUUCAAGACGUUCCUCAUCACCGUGGCACUUGACGGUAUUGAGGAGAAGUACAAGGCUCAUCCCGAACGAGAGAGCUACGUGGUACUGAAGAACAAGCUGUACAUGGGCACCAUGCCGGACCACUCCAUACAGGACCGAAAAGGACCACUCAUAUCUGAGCUCCCCACGAACCAGAAACAACCCACUAGCAGCAGCGGCGGUGGUGAUGGCGACGAGGGCGCGUCCAACAGCGGUGGUGACGACAGCAGCGCUCUCUCGUGUCGGGGAUCGGCGAAAGUGGACCUGACGCGGCAUACCCUGCCCGGACAACGCGACACGCUUGUUGCACGCUUCUCCCUGCCUGCCGUGAAAUCAGGUUCAUCACUGGUACUUGACAUGUCGGAUGACCAUGUGCGGCUUACAAGUGAAGAGCCCAAAUAUACUUUCGACUUCUACCUUCCUUUCUCGGUCGAUGAAGAUGGCACAGUUGCAGAAUUUAACACCAAGCAUCAGGUACUCACAGUCACUGUGCCCAUUCUGCCAGAAGAGUCCUGAUUAUAGUGUUAUCACCAGUUCAAGUUUAUAUGUUGAUGAAGAAACUGUACUGGCUGUAAAGGUGCAUCUGAAUAAACUGUUGUUCAUUUUCUA